Musa acuminata AAA Group (dessert banana) is the source of this 2738-nucleotide messenger RNA. RefSeq lists its product as uncharacterized. NCBI's taxonomy places the organism in Eukaryota, Viridiplantae, Streptophyta, Magnoliopsida, Zingiberales, Musaceae. The transcript has 6 exons. Bases 903 to 2534 code for a protein of 543 amino acids. The record is from RefSeq and is a predicted model, not a curated record.
GUGGCUUCAUCAGGUCAUCGCGAUGGCAAAGUCAUCAAGGAAUUAAUUAGAGCACCGCAUGGUGUUUCUAGUUCUGGUUCUGAUGGGGGAGGUUCAGUCCUCCUAGGUAAUCUAGUCCAAAUUUCGUUUUUUAUUAUACAUAGGUUUCCAUUGAUGACAUUGAAUCGAUCUAGUUUUAAGGUUUUUUCAUCAGAUAGAAUAACUAUAUUAUGUGCACGCAUUAGUCUGGUGAUUAAACUGUUAGGAUUGGAGAAGCACUAAGGGGGGGGUGAAGACUUAGUAAAAAUAGCUCGAGUAAAGAAAGGAGAUGAAAACUGAAAGUUUGCUGCUAAAUAAAUAAAUGUUUCAGAUGUUAGGAUCAAGAGCACUAAGGGGGGUGGGGGGAUGAAUUAGUGCAGCAGAUAAAAACGUCAAAUUCGUCAAAUCUCUAGUACGAUAAAAAUCGUUUCCGACAUAAAAUCGAUUUCGAAAACUUAACUUGAAAGCAGACCCGUUUGACUGGUGGCAUGUCCAGGAUGGAUCGAGGGCUAAGCAGCUGCUGGUUGAUUCCUGAUGGCGGAGGGCUAAGCAAUGGCCACGACCCGAGAGUCGUUCGACGAAAUUACCGACCGAACCCCCAAAGCAGUCGUCAUUCCCUCUUCUCGAAAUAGACGAUGUUGUCACAAUAUAAACCUGGAGGAUCAUAGGAGCCCGAAUGAUUAGAGUUGAGAGAUGCCUGCACCACCACCACCACUUCCUCGUCGAACCCAACAGAAUAGAGAUAGAUAGAGUAGAUGAUCCGGGUCGCACGAGGACGCGGGGGAGAAGAGGCAAAGGAAGGAAGAAUGGAAGGUGAGCCACGUCUGAUCGGUUCCCCCAUUCGUCUGUUCUUUGCCCCAACACAUUAACAGGAGCUCCGUUCCAUGCAAUGCAAAUGCAAACAGAGAACGGAAGGCGAGGCACGUUUGCCUCUCCGUUCGUCGCUGCUUCCAUACCUUCUCUGGCGCUUCCCGUGUGCAUGCAGCCAACCGAUUGCAGCCACGUGGAAGGCAAAGCAAGGAGCGAGGAGGACGAGGCCCCUCUUUCGCCUCUCUCACACCCUCCCACACGCACAGGGAGAAAGCAAGAGAGAGAGAGAGAGAGAGAGAGCCAUGGCCACACCAUUGCCGCGUAGCCCUUCCACUUCUCGCAGAAGCACCGGCCGCCUCCGCUUCUCCUUUCACCCCUGCUCCUCCCGCUUAGCCCUCCUUGCUCUCUCCUCCUCCCUCCUCCUCUGCUUCCACAUGGCGGCGGAAGGCAUCCCGUCUCGGACCAAGACCGUGGCGGGCCACAACCUGGACCCCACGCCAUGGCACCUCUUCCCCCGCGUUAAGCAGCAACUGCGCCCCCUCGCAGUCUUCCGCUGCCACUUCCUCUCCUGCCCUCGCAGGCGCAUUCCGCCCCCCACCAUGCCGAAGCCGCGGCGGCCUUGCCCGUCCUUCUUCCGGUGGAUCCACCGCGACCUGCAGCCGUGGCGGCGAUCCCGCAUCUCGCCUGCGAUGGUGGCCGAGGCGGGCAGACACGCCGCGAUGCGCGUAGUGAUCUUGGAGGGGAAGCGCCUUUUCGUGGACCUUUACUACGCCUGCGUGCAGACCAGGGCCAUGUUCACCAUCUGGGGCCUGCUGCAUCUCCUGCGGAGGUACCCCGGCAUGGUCCCCGACAACGGGUCCGAGUACUGCCCCGGCAACGGUGGCGCCGAUGGCAGUCAUUUGCCGCCACCGCCGCCGCUCUUCCGCUACUGCACCACCAGAGAUCAUCUUGACAUCCCCUUCCCGGACUGGUCUUUCUGGGGCUGGCCUGAAAUAAACAUUAAACCCUGGGAUGAAGAGUUUCAAAACAUCAAGCUCAGUUCUCAAACUAUGAAGUGGAGGAAAAGGGCAAGAACUGCAUACUGGAAAGGCAACCCUGAUGUUCAAUCACCCAUAAGGGAGGCAUUGUUGAGUUGCAAUGACUCUAAGAUGUGGGGAGCACAAAUAAUGCGCCAAGACUGGGUAGAAGAAUCAAGAUCUGGUUUUAAAAAAUCUAGCCUCUCAAACCAGUGCAGCCACCGCUAUAAGAUAUAUGCUGUGGGUUAUGCAUGGUCGGUGAGCUUGAAGUACAUCAUGGCAUGUGGAUCCCUGGCAUUGAUCAUCAAACCGCAGUACGAGGACUUCUUCAGUCGUGGUCUUGUUCCGAAAGAAAAUUACUGGCCCAUCAGUCCCACUGACUUGUGCCAAUCUAUAAAGUUUGCAGUUGAAUGGGGAAAUCAGAAUCCAUCUAAGGCAGAAGCCAUAGGGAAGAGGGGGCAGGCAUUUAUGCAGGAGCUGGACAUGGAUCACGUAUACGAUUACAUGUACCACCUCAUUGUGGAGUACUCUAAAUUGCAGGAUUUCAAGCCAGCUCCUCCGUCGUUGGCUCAAGAGGUCUGCGUGGAGUCCAUUCUUUGUCUUGCAGACAAGCAGCAAAGAGAGUUGCUUGAGAGAUCAUAUGCUUCGCCUUCUUCCUCUUUGCCAUGCACUCUUUUUCCACCCAGCUAGCAACUGGUGUGUUUGCGAGACUGUAAAAUUGUAAAUAGAACUUGUAAUUGUGUCUUUAUUUUUCAUCUCACUCUGUUUUGUAGCUUUUGAAUCCCUGUUACUCUUCUUUUAGAUAGAGACAACAGCAAUCAAUCUAUAGUCCAUUGAGAAUAUCCAGUGGUUGAUAUAGGCCUUGUCGCAAGUAUGAGCGUCUUCGAACGUUAU